Dissoconium aciculare CBS 342.82 is the source of this 1941-nucleotide messenger RNA. RefSeq lists its product as uncharacterized. The transcript has a single exon. The coding region runs from base 1 to 1941 and encodes 646 amino acids. Lineage: Eukaryota; Fungi; Ascomycota; Dothideomycetes; Mycosphaerellales; Dissoconiaceae. The record is from RefSeq and is a predicted model, not a curated record.
AUGGCUGAAGAAAUUGUGCACAAGUUGAAGCAAAACAUUGCCGCCGUCAUCGGCGAUGCUUUGCAGCCUCUGGAUCGUCAAUUAUUCGAUCAGGCAGAGUUGAUCAUCCCAGAGACCAUCUCGGAUGAAGAGCGCAAGGCACUCAUAAUAUCACUCACGACACUACUACCGACAAUUCAGCAAGAUCCUGCACCGGCUACCCGCCUCCUCGAAAAGCUAUUGGCAACGCACAGCUACAGAGAAAUAUCAGCGCUGCUUGGUAGCGCUUCUUUAGUCGAUGGACUUGCUGUUGGCGAGCACAUGAUUGCUUUCAAUGGACUGAUCCUGGCCAUCUUGGAGAAAGCUACAACGAACUAUGCUGACGCCGCCAGCGUUGCAACACCACUCGAAACCUUGUUGGCUCUCAUCCGAUUGUGGCUGUCCACGAGUGACACCGGAAUCGCAAGUCGCGCAUCAUACAUCCUCGUGGACCUCUUGAGAGUCGAUCUUCCCACCUCACAAGGCGGUGGGUCACUUGAAGGCGCAGGUGGACAAGGUCUCGUAUGGAAACGAAUAUUCGGAGAUCGCAAUGUUUACGCGACGCUGUUUGAGGCUUGCUCACUCGGCAAGUCAUCGACGCUCAAUCUGAGCAAGAGCCAGACCACACUCGCGCAAGCUCGUUUGAUGGAAUGGCUCCCUCGCGUAGCGAAACUGGACUGGAAUCACAUUUCACAGAGUCAUCAUCCUGACGUAGAGUCCACCUUCGCCGACGGCGGCUCUCUUCUUGAAUUUGCCGCACUCCGCAUGGUAGACACCAAAGAUGACAUCCUCAUGUACAGGUGUCUGAUUGACUUCUAUUCCGAAUUACUGCUAUCCACGAGAUCCAAUCACCACGAUGCGAGCUCAGCGGUGGACUCGCCAGGGCUGCUGUUCCUUAUCUCACAUGGUCUGCACAUGAAGACAGCGGCCAUGUAUCUUCAAUUGCCAGGCACAGGUCCUGUGGACCCAGUGGAGACAAUGUUCCUCUACGGCCCUGCCGCAAGAUAUCUCGCGACAUAUGCCUCACAGUAUCCUGCACAUUUCCUGGCGAGUCAGAUGCCUGCGCAGGUCCUACAGCGUCUACGCACUUCCUUGGACCUCUCGCCCGCUCGCUGGGCACAUUCGGAAACUCCAUUGAACGACCUCCAUCUCCUUGCAAGUCUUCCCCGAAGAGCACUCAUCAACGACUCCAUUGGCGCGAAUUGGAGUCAGAAUCCACUCUCCUUCCUCCCACCAAAGCCGACAAAUCCAGACGUUCUCAAUACCCUUGCCACGAUAUUUCAUGGUCCAGAAGACGAAGUUGUCUUCAGCUUGGCUUCUCCAACAUCACAUCUAGUCCCUCAAAGCACUUCGGAAAAGAGAGAGGAAGCGAUCAACGCCCGAGCUCUCUACUACCACUAUCUCGCUCACAACCCGAACUUCCACGCCGACCUCGUUUCUCACGCUGAAGUUCUAGCACUCAAAGACCUCGCCCUCGCAGCGAUACACACCAUUAGCUCCAUAAUAACAGCAACCUGGCCCACUCAACAGGAAAAGCACGAUUCAACUCCAGACCUCCCUACCAUCACCACACCAAGCCGUACUUCUCCCUCAACAGCGCUCGCGACUCCACCGACCGGCCACGAAGCCAUCCUCGCCCCGCCUGCCUUGGAGCAUAUCCUCCCAUAUCUCCUCAAGCCCGCCAAGACAUUCGCAAACCUUGUCGGCGGCGGACGUGGAGAUGUCGAAAGCGCCGCAUGGCAGGUUGCGGCUGCCAAGUUCGGCGCUGUUGAAGCUCUGGCAGGACGGCUACGGAUGGAAGUAACGAAGAGGCCUGGGGUCGGUUUCGAGGAGAUCCUAGCUACGGUGGAGAAGAGGAUACGGGACGGAGUCAUGACCGUGGAAGGAGAGGUUGGUGGUAGAGUGGCGGUGAUGGAGUUAUGA